GGAACACCAAAAAAAUAUUGUUAACCAAGUUUGUUCCCAUACUGACUUGACCUAACACACUUCUCCGUGGUGUCUCUUUGUUUCUUGGUUUGACAGGCCCCAUUCGCUGCAUGGCAUUUGGGUUUUGAUGGGGUUUGCAUCUUCAGUUGGGUUGUCCUUGAAACUUGUUAUCUAUUUUUCUUUGGUUUUGGAUCCCCACUAGAUUUUGUUUUUCCUAUCUGUUUCAGAAUUCCUUAAAAGUUUGGAGAUAAAGAACUAAGAUCAUUUUUUUCUUUGAGUUUUUGUUCUUUUGUUUUCAUUAAUCCUUAAGACAAAUAUUAAACUCUCCAUCACUUCCUCUUCAAAUUCUAAAAUCAUUCUGAAUUUGUAUCAUAUUUUGUUUUGUGAUCAGGGGAAAGAAAUAUAUAAGGAACCUUUUGUUUAUAGAUUGGAAAUUUGGGGGUUCUAGGAUUUUAAAAUUUAAAUAUUUCUUGACUAACUUUUUUUUCCUGAAAAAAUAUUAAGAUUUUCAGUUUUAGCAUUUUAAUCAUCAUCGUAGAGAAAUGAGUUGCUUUUCAUGUUUUUCAUCCCAUGAAAAGAAAGUAGAAAAGAGACCUAAGAAUGGAAAAAGGAUACAACAUGGUACUCAUUCUCCCAAGGAAUCAGCCCAACUAACUCAGCCACGGCCAGAUAAUCAUACUCACAAGGCAAAGGCAAACCCACAAACAGAACCUAAAAUAAACAAGGAGGCAAACAAAGAUAAUGGUAGCCAAAACAUUGCUGCCCAAACAUUCACUUUUAGGGAAUUGGCUGCUAUCACGAAGAACUUUAGACAAGAAUGCCUAAUUGGUGAAGGUGGUUUUGGGAGAGUUUAUAAAGGAAAACUUGAAAAAACCAACCAGGAAGUAGCUGUGAAGCAACUUGACCGGAAUGGAUUACAAGGAAACAGAGAGUUUCUUGUUGAAGUCUUAAUGUUGAGCCUUUUGCACCAUCAAAAUCUAGUGAGUCUAAUUGGAUAUUGUGCAGAUGGAGAUCAAAGAUUAUUGGUGUAUGAGUACAUGUCAUUGGGAUCUCUUGAAGAUCAUUUGCUUGAUCUUCAUCCACAGCAAAAACCUCUAGAAUGGUCUAUAAGAAUGAAAAUAGCUUUGGAUGCUGCAAAAGGCUUGGAAUAUUUGCAUGACAAGGCUAAUCCUCCAGUCAUCUACCGUGACUUAAAAUCUUCUAACAUCUUGUUGGACAAAAAUUUCAAUGCAAAACUUUCUGAUUUUGGACUAGCAAAGUUGGGCCCUACUGGGGACAUGUCUCAUGUCUCUUCAAGAGUAAUGGGUACCUAUGGAUAUUGUGCCCCUGAGUAUCAAAGAACUGGUCAACUAACUGUAAAAUCAGAUGUAUAUAGUUUUGGAGUUGUUUUGCUUGAAUUGAUCACUGGAAGGAGAGCCAUUGAUAACACAAGACCAACACGGGAGCAAACUCUAGUUUCUUGGGCAUAUCCUGUAUUCAAGGACCCUAACAAAUACCAAGAAUUAGCAGACCCCCUUCUUAAAGGAAAUUUUCCAAUAAAGUCAUUGCACCAAGCAGUAGCAGUAGCAGCCAUGUGCCUUAAUGAAGAGCCAUCAGUGAGGCCCUUGAUCAGUGAUGUUGUCACUGCCCUUAGUUUCCUAGGGACAAGUCCAGGGAAUCAAGACCUUGCAAGAAUUGAACCCGUUGUUGACAUGCCCUCCCCACCACAAGAAGCCAAUAGUGCCCCUUUGAAUCUUCUUGAUGAUGAUCACUAUGUCACGGAACGCCAAAGGGCUGUUGCUGAAGCCAUUGAAUGGGGUACAAGUACAAGGAACAAAGCACCAUUGCGUGAAAGUUCUACCUCUGUGUAAAUCCACUACAAUUAUAUUCAUAUCAUUUCACUCUAAUAUGUAUGCAUGUAACUAUGUAUUUGUGACUUUUCUUUAUAGUCCAGAAAGUGGUGCCCAUUAUUUGUUUCGAGAAAAAUACAAAAAAGCUUGUCAAGAGUGAUAACUCAAGCGACAUUAAUAAGAGAAAAAUAUUGCGAGCACCGUUUCAAGAGUUGGUGUUGUGUGAUCCACACAACUCCUAUGUAAACUUUUGAACACUAGUAUUAUCAAUGAAAAUGGAGAAACAUUUUUUUUUUA
Molecule: messenger RNA, 2126 nt
Organism: Cajanus cajan (pigeon pea)
Lineage: Eukaryota; Viridiplantae; Streptophyta; Magnoliopsida; Fabales; Fabaceae
Product: putative serine/threonine-protein kinase PBL26
Biological process (GO): protein phosphorylation
Molecular function (GO): ATP binding; protein kinase activity
Source: RefSeq, a predicted model, not a curated record